Baudoinia panamericana UAMH 10762 is the source of this 471-nucleotide messenger RNA. RefSeq lists its product as uncharacterized. The record is from RefSeq and is a predicted model, not a curated record. The transcript is spliced from 2 exons. The coding region runs from base 1 to 471 and encodes 156 amino acids. Lineage: Eukaryota; Fungi; Ascomycota; Dothideomycetes; Mycosphaerellales; Teratosphaeriaceae.
AUGGGUGACAACACACCUCUCCCGCCACCUGUCGCCACUGAGGACGAAGAAGACGUUCUGCUGGCCGACGAAGCGUGGGUAGAGCCUCCCGUCCGUAUUGACUACGGGACUAAUGUCAAACUGGGGAAGAAUGUCUUCAUCAACUUUGGCUGCGUGAUCCUUGACACUUGUCAAGUUACCAUCGGUGAUAGAACGCUAUUUGGCCCCAACGUGCAGCUGUACUCUGGUACUCAUCCGUUAGAUCCUGAAGUGAGAAACGGUACCCAGGGUCCGGAGAUGGGUGGCGAGAUCCACAUUGAAGAGGACUGUUGGAUUGGCGGUCAGGUGGUUGUUCUGCCUGGUGUAACGAUUGGUAAGGGCAGUGUUGUCGGAGCUGGUAGCAUCGUAACGAAGGUAUCUUCCAAACAACUGACGAUUGCAGGACGUGCCGCCGUAUACGGUGGUUGCUGGCAAUCCCGCAAGAAAGCUUAA